Electrophorus electricus (electric eel) is the source of this 3061-nucleotide messenger RNA. It is a transcript of the gene slc29a3, whose product is annotated as solute carrier family 29 member 3. Gene Ontology annotation, cellular component: plasma membrane; Golgi apparatus. Lineage: Eukaryota; Metazoa; Chordata; Actinopteri; Gymnotiformes; Gymnotidae. The record is from RefSeq and is a predicted model, not a curated record. Gene Ontology annotation, biological process: nucleoside transmembrane transport. Gene Ontology annotation, molecular function: nucleoside transmembrane transporter activity.
UCUUCAGUCGGGGAAACGGAGAAAAGUAGUUCUCGGAUUCGAUUUUUUAUUGACUCUAGUUAGACAAGUCAAAUAUGUAAAGUAAUCACCUAAACCAGUAUGAUUUCAUUAUUUGAUAAAUUCUCCAAUUCACCCGGAGAUGAAACGAGAGGAAAAUAAUUCACGUCAAGACAUCGAACCUUUUGAGUGACACUGGAAGUCUUGUGGUGUGGCUCUUGUUGGCAGAACCUCAUGCUGUCCCCUUCUCCUGACUGGCCUUUCAGAAUGAGAGUGGGACCUGCAGCAUUCACAUCUUAGGAUCAGUAGAGGAGAAGCUACAGACUCCAGUAUGGAGCACCCGCAGGCCAACGGGAUCUCCACCCAUGUCUCUGUCCCCCACUCCUCCCCUUCUUCCGAUAGGAAGUCGGAGGUCAAAGCUGAGGAGGAGGAGGAGGAGGAGGAGGAUAUGGAGGAUGUGCCCCUGAUACAGCCGCUGAGCUCCCGCCACAGGCCGCGUGACUCCUACAACCUGGUGUACGUCAUCUUCUUCCUGCUGGGCAUCGGCUCGCUCCUGCCCUGGAACUUCUUCGUCACAGCCAAGCACUACUGGCUCUACAAGCUGAGCAACAGCUCCAGCUCAGCAGUCCAGGAGCUGCACUCCGAUCUCAGCGAUUACUUUGAGAGCUACCUGGCCAUUGCCUCCACCGUUCCUUCAGUGCUGUGCCUGGUCCUUAACUACCUCCUGGUGAACAGGCUUUCCGCUGACAUGCGGGUCCUGUGCUCCCUGGCUGUGAUCCUGGUCGUGUUCGUAUUCACCACGGCGCUGGUAGAGGUGGAUGUGUCUGGCUGCAGGGAGCAGUUCUUCGCGGGGACCCUGGCCAGCGUGGCACUGGUCUCCGGCGCCUCCAACGUUUUCAGUGGCAGCGUGUUUGGCAUAAGCGGCCACUUCCCCAUGAAGAUCUCGCAGGCGCUCAUAUCAGGGCAGGCGAUGGGCGGCACUCUGAGCGCCGUGGCAUCCGUGGUGGACCUGGCCGCCGCGAGCGACGUGAGCACCAGCGCGCUGGUCUACUUCCUCACGGCCGACGUCUUCAUCCUGCUCUGCAUCGCCAUGUACCUGCUGCUGCCCAGACUGGCCUACUGCAGGUACUACAUGGAGGCAGCCUACCCUGGUCCCGUCGUGCCUGACGGAACUCUCACCUCUCCGGAGUCCAGCCACCCAGCUGCCCCGACCGUCCCCUCCGUACCCCCGCUCUGUCCCAUCCUGAGGAAGACGUGGAAGCUGGGCCUGUACGUCUUCUACGUCUUCUUCAUCUCCAUCGCCAUCUUCCCGGCCGUGUCCUCUGGCAUCCAGUCAGUGGACAGCGGCACGGGCGCCCCGUGGACCACCACCUACUUUGUGCCGCUCACCAGCUUCUUGCUGUACAACGUGGCGGACUUCUGCGGGCGGCAGGUGACCGCCUGGCUGCAAGUGCCGGGUCCCACCAGCCGGGUCCUGCCCGCCUUGGUCCUCUGCAGGACCGUCCUGGUGCCCCUGUUCAUCCUCUGCAACUACCAGCCGCGCUACCACCUCACCACCGUGCUCUUCUCUCACGACCUCUUCCCCGUGCUCUUCAUCUCGCUGCUGGGUCUCUCCAACGGCUACCUCGGCACGCUGCCCAUGAUCUACGGGCCCAAGGUGGUCCCACGCGAGCUUGCAGAGCCUGCAGGCGUGGCCAUGGCCUUCUUCCUAACAGGGGGGCUGGCAGUAGGCUCGGCCUUCUCUGUCCUCUUGGUUCACUGUAUCUGACUGCAUGCCGAGGCCAGUUGCGGUCGUGGGGGCGGAGAUUCCGCCACGGACAUACUGGCUAGCAGGGCCUGGUUUGGCCCAAGGGCUACAGUGUUCACAUGAUCUUGCAGGAUGGACAUGCAGGGCUUUUCGUGGAGCUACACGGAAGUACUCCCAUUCAGUGCCAAAGAUAUGCGUGCACAGAAUAUUGCUAAUUUAUUCUUAAUGGGUGCUUUUUUUUUUUUUUUUUUAAGAAUUUUAAUUUUUUUUUUUGUAAGGUAUGAUUUUAGUUUCUUCAUUGAAACAUAAUGAUUAAGACUGCAGACAUCUUUGAUAGAACAACCUUUGCACAAAAACUUGUUUGAGUUCCUAUAGAUCACAUAUAUGUACUCUAGGGAAUAACAAGCUUCAUACUUGCUAUUUGCUUAGCAGCACAGAUUUCUGUUCAAGAUCACAGGUAUGAGAUCAAAGCCAAUUUCCCAUCAAGUUAAAGCUGCUGUAACUGAAUCUUUUUAUAUAUGUUACUCAGAGUGGGGAGGGGAAUGCCCCAGUAACUGAUCUUGUCUCAGCAGUUAAAAAUGUAUGCGUGAUCUGGGUCUAUUAACCAAUCAGGAAAUGUCUUUACAGGGAGGUGGUUUUCUCUGAGCAUGCAUGCAACACAAUUAUACACUAAGCACCAAGUGUCUUUGGAAGGAAGGGCUUUGGAGAAAGAUUUGGAUAGUGUGGGAUUGAAAUGAAGGGACUUGUUGGUUAAAUCUGGCAGAAGUUGCAAAGAAGUAUAAAAUCAGUAGGAUCUGUAAAUUUGUAUCAUUUUUAAGAUUCUGUUGCAUAUUGCACCUAAGCAGCAUGAACAAAGCUGUAGACAGUGUUCAUUUGGAAAAUUUUCCAUGCGUAGGAAUCUUGCCAAAGAAACGCAUAUUUUGGCAUUUGAUUUCCUUCACAGAUGCCAACAAAUAAGAGACCAGACCCCAGCACAUGGGCAGAGACUAGUGUCUCCAAAAAGGAAUUUGCCUGGUUAAGUUCCAUUUUCCAAAUUGGAAAUUCAUGUAGCACCUUUUUUCACUGUGUAUAUUCAUUACUGUCCUUUGAUACUUCGUAUGAAACCAGGCCCUGUUGGGAAACACUACAGAGCUCUUGGUCAUCUGCCUCCCCAAACCAUGAGAACCAAGCACAGGAUGAGGGAGAUUGGUGUGUGUAGUGUUGCAUGCAGUAACAGAGGCCACCACGUUUGAGACAAACUCCUCCAGCAGCACAGAUCAUGUUAACACAUGUCUGUCUUAUUGUUUACAGGAACAACAAAUAAACUCCUUAAUCUUA